This is a messenger RNA of Aspergillus japonicus CBS 114.51, 651 nucleotides long. RefSeq lists its product as uncharacterized. NCBI's taxonomy places the organism in Eukaryota, Fungi, Ascomycota, Eurotiomycetes, Eurotiales, Aspergillaceae. The transcript has a single exon. The record is from RefSeq and is a predicted model, not a curated record. The coding region runs from base 98 to 559 and encodes 153 amino acids.
AGUCGCUUAUUCCGGCUAUUGUCUUGUCGCGGCCAUCCUGCGAACAAGGCUAUUAUCUCUAGAUCGACAGUCAGCUCUCCUCAUUUUUCUGUCAAGAAUGCAGGCCUACCUACUAUCUCCAGAACACGAACACUGCCGUGACGGCACCGAAUUUUGGUCUCGUUGGGCCUCAAUCUCGCUUGGCUACUUGGCGGUACCAUGCGACCUUCUCACAUCUUAUCACCCCGCAACAGGGUUCUCGUCGUGCCAACCGCAUCCAGCUCGCAUAAGCAUCGCAACGAACGCCAGCCAGGGUGACUGCACUGCCGUUAUCAGCACGCAACAGAGCUGGACCUGCAUGAGGAGGAUUUCCACUAUCCAGCUAGGAUGCUCACUUCGUGCCAUCCCUGAUCCAUGGCGGGUUGCGCCGUCUGCGAAUGACGGCGGUCAGCAAACACGAGUCGGGGCAUGGAGGGGGGCGACGCCGAGGCGCAGGAUUCUCUGGCGCAGGGGGAACCGCACCCGGCUGGCUCGGAGGGUUCGCCUGACAGCAUCAUGGGAUUUCCUCGGGCCAGAUUGACGGCGGGAGGCUGAUGGUCUCGAUCGAAGAAUGGCUUUGUGUUGCCCGCUGAGGAACUCAAUCUCACAGCAUGGGGGUCCCCUUGCGAAGCU